Drosophila subpulchrella is the source of this 713-nucleotide messenger RNA. RefSeq lists its product as uncharacterized. The coding region runs from base 340 to 663 and encodes 107 amino acids. NCBI's taxonomy places the organism in Eukaryota, Metazoa, Arthropoda, Insecta, Diptera, Drosophilidae. The record is from RefSeq and is a predicted model, not a curated record. The transcript has 3 exons.
AAUUUUAAUUAUAGGCCUUAAAAUAUAGAAGCGAAUCCCUCAACCCCAGCUUUGCUUAGCUUUUGCCGCAUGCUUCGUUGAGUUUUGGUUUUCAUUUUCGUUUAGCCUCUCUGUUUUCGGAUUUGAAAACUUUUAAGUUGUGUCCAAAACCUGCCCACCGGCCUUAGCCAGUCUCUGACAGUUGGUUAACGUAAACUUAAAUUCAGUUGCCAAUCGACCGCGUUCAAAUCAACAGCUUUGCGGCGCUUCGAAAAUAUAAGCGGUCUUUACGAUCCUUAAAAACAAAACUGAAUAACUGUUUCUGCAUUUAUUUUAAUCGAGUUGUAACAUUUAUACAAAAUGUGCCUCCUGCCCGGUCGUUUCAUUUGGUCAGCGUUUUUUGUAACGAUGGUGGGUCUAUCCAUAAUGGUCGAGGCCAGACCCCAGAGGAAUCUGCAGCACAUUGCCGUGGUGGAGAACGCCGCCUGGGAAAAGACCCUACCACAACAGUUUCAAAAUCCCUUCUACAACACACCAAGGGUGAGGGACGCCCUGGCCAGAUCCAGUUGGUUUGGACCCGGCGAAGAGGUGGUUUAUGACCGUCAGGCUGAGAAAAUUCCACGCAUGGAAAUCUACAAUGUGCUGUCCCAUGCUGGUUUAAUACCACGUCGGCGUUUUCUUUAAAUUAACAAAUAUUUUAACAUCGUUUAUCUACUGUAAUAUUAUGAAAAUAA